GCCAUGGUGAUGCGCGCUGGCGCUUGUUUGGAUCGCGAGAGGCUGCGGUGUUGUUCGGAGGUAAGGGAGGGAGGGAUGGAGGAAGAGGUAUGGGAGGACUUCGGGACGACGAUCGAAGCUUGAGUGGCGUGCCACUGUAGUAGUCCGCCGUCAGAUGAUACUCUCAUGCUUCAGUGUGGCUCGGUCCUCCCGAAGGGUUCCAUGGGAUCGUGACACUUGACGACACUUCAACUCUCCUUCGCGACUUCCACAUCCUUCUCGCAGUAUCUUUCUAUACCAAGUCUUAUUGUUUAUAAUAUCCCCUUCAGUAUUGUGGUCGACAGUAGUGAUGUUGUUUCUCGGAGGUAUGUCCGUCUCCGUCAAAUCCUCGUAUCUUUUGCCAGCUCAGACAUGCCUGCAUAAAACAUUAGCUCUCGAUCUCUUUAUGAACUUACAAUGUCCUCAAUGCUACCAUCUCCAUUCUGUCACUUAUGCGAUGCUGGCAAGAUGUAGUUCAAUUAGCCUUCAACUCAAACCUGCUUUGCCCCCGUCUCCACCGCACCAGUACAACCUCGGAAGUUCUUGCAUGUCGCCUUCACCGCAGGGAGGUCUUGCGAGUGGACAAGUACUGUGUACGUAAGCCGUUAGACAGGAGUCGGCAGCGGCCCGAUGGUUGGCUCCUUGGAAGUCCAAAUGAAUUUGAUCGCCGAUCCGUGCUCGCCGGCGAGCCGGUUGGGCAGGGUCUGUAGGGAGGCAACGUCAAGGGUAAACGAAAUAAUAGGUGCCCCUUGAGCUGCUAGGCCUGCUCUAACAGGUGCAGCUUGCCACAGGAGUAGUGGUAUGUUGAGAAUGAUCUGGUCAGUUCGCCAUCAGUGAAAGCCGCGGUAUCAACGAAGGAAGCGAAUAGACCCAUGGCUAGAUGUUCAUAUCACGGGGAUUAACAAUAUAUAGAUAGCAGCGAGGCAGACACGGAUGAAGCACCUGAUGUCGCGGCUCUCGUGCCCAUUUCGCUAAGUCUUACGAAAGCGAGACAGAAUAGUGAAGGGCUGUGGUAUCAACGAAGGGAAGAC
Molecule: messenger RNA, 1049 nt
Organism: Mytilinidion resinicola
Lineage: Eukaryota; Fungi; Ascomycota; Dothideomycetes; Mytilinidiales; Mytilinidiaceae
Exons: 2
Coding region: 347-619 (90 amino acids)
Source: RefSeq, a predicted model, not a curated record